Messenger RNA from Tachysurus vachellii, 8484 nucleotides. RefSeq lists its product as uncharacterized. Gene Ontology annotation, biological process: DNA integration; proteolysis. NCBI's taxonomy places the organism in Eukaryota, Metazoa, Chordata, Actinopteri, Siluriformes, Bagridae. Gene Ontology annotation, molecular function: zinc ion binding; aspartic-type endopeptidase activity; nucleic acid binding. The record is from RefSeq and is a predicted model, not a curated record.
AUGAGAGUGCCUGCUGAGGACAGGGUUGAGCUAGUAAAACAGCACCUAAAAGAUGAAGCCAAAGCCACAGUGAAGUUCAUGAUGGAGGGAAAGGAGGAGACUGUUGAUAAUCUUUUCUCUGUUCUCCUUGACACCUAUGGAGAUAAAGUGCCUAUUGGAACAAGGCUGAAAGAUUUCUACGAUCGUGCUCAGAAUGCAGGUGAAACGAUACGGUCCUACGCAUAUGACAUUCGAGAACAACUGCAUCGUGUUCAGCGUCGAGAACCAAAUAGGGUGGCCGAUGUUGGAAACGUCCUGAAGGAACAGUUAGUGCUUGGCUUAAGAGAUGACUUUCUGCGACGCGAGAUGAAGCGCAGGCUUAAAUCUGAGCCAGAUCUAACUUUUGUGCAGCUGAUGCAAGCAGCAAUUGUCUGGUCGGAAGAGGAGGAGACGCAGACACCUAGUAAUGUAAGGUCCAGUACCCGGACCAGAGGAGUAGUGAAUGUUACUGCAGUACAGGAUGCUCCUUCUGCCUUGUCGCUAGAGAAACUGCAUGAAGCGAUCCAGAAAAUCGCUGCCUGUCAAGAGGACUUAUAUCAAGCUGUGUACGGAAAAGAAAGAAAUAAGCCACCACCAAGCCAUCCUAAGAAACAACCGUUAAAAGACAGUGAAGGCCGAUAUAUUUGUUAUUCAUGUGGUGAACCUGGACAUACCAGUCGUUACUGUUCACAAACUGGCAAGUUGAAGAGAGAACUAGCCCGACCUCAGCAUAUAGUGGAUUCAGCUGAAAUGUUCGAGGAUGAGUCAAGAGGAGCAGUGAAGAAAAGUCCAGGGCCCUCGUUGAUUCGAUGUCACACGGCAGAGUGGAUGGCUGAUGAUACCGCUGAAAAACUGAAAGACAGUGCUUUUGGGGACUGCCUAGUCAUUGACGUGAAGAUUGCCGGUGUUCGAACCAAAUGCCUCCUGGAUACAGGAUCAGAGGUAUCUACCAUAUCCGAGUCGCACUUUAAAGAACACUUUGGAGAGCAAAAGCUGAAGCUAUCCUCUGCAUGCUGGGUCAAGCUGACCGCGGCCAAUGGUUUGGACAUUCCUGUCUUGGGAUGCCUGCAGGCCGAUGUAGAAUGUCUUGGAAAAAUACUGCCUGGAAAAUGUAUAUUUGUCCUCAACGACACAAGUCCAGAUGUGAAAGAAAUGAAAGGUGUGUCUGGAAUCAUCGGGAUGAAUGUACUUAAUGAAAUUCAGUCUUUGUUUAUCUCAGCAGAGGGAAUGGAGAAAGUCAACAAGUACACUCGACGGGAUGAGGCUCAGGUUCGGAGAGUGCUUGCUAGAGUGAAAAAGGAAGUAGGACAUGAUGGAAGGAUUGCAUAUGUUAAAAUUGCUGGAAAACAAGCUGUCACUAUUCCCCCUCGUUGCGAGAAAGUGCUGGAGGGACGUUGUGGAGUAUCAUCUAAAAUAAUGAGUCAAGUGCUAGUUGAACCAGCAGCUGGAACAAGUUUGCCAAAAGGGCUUUUAGUGGCGCAUGUUCUUGCUAGAACAGAGGACGGGAAGGUCCCUGUGCGUAUGCUGAACCUGAGUGAAAAGACUGUUAGACUUGCCCCUCGAUCCAGAGUUGCUUCUCUGUACAGACCAAAGGAGGUGAUCACAAAAGAAGUGCUUGAAUUUCAGGAAGAUGACGGCGUACUUCAUGUCAAAGAGAUGGCAAGAGACAAUGGACCAGCCGAUGAAACCUCGCUCGCACAGUUACCGGUUCCUGUUGAAGUAAAUUCUGAAGGGCUAACACAGGCUCAACUCAAAAAGCUAGUGGAGUUGCUAACAAAGCACAGAGACAUUUUCUCUAAGGAUGACCAGGACUAUGGCUAUACUACAGCUGUCUUGCACAACAUUCCUACAGGCGACGCACCACCAAUAAAGCAGCAUCAUCGUCGUAUACCACCGCACAUAUUCCAGGAAGUCAAAGUCCAAAAUCUGCUGUUACAAGGAAUCCUCACAGAGAGUAGUAGUCCCUGGGUAUCACCGGCCGUUAUUGUCAUGAAGAAGGAUGGAAGCGUACGUUUCUGUUGUGAUUACAGAAAGCUAAACCAAGUGACGUGUAAGGAUGCAUAUCCUCUCCCAAGGGUGGAUGAGUCUCUAGAUGCAUUGGGUAAUGCCAAACUGUUUUCUACUCUAGAUCUGACUGCUGGGUACUUCCAGGUAGCAAUGAGUGAUAAAGACAGAGAGAAGACUUCUGUUACUACUCCAUUUGGCCUGUUCGAGUGGUCUAGGAUGCCAUUCGGGCUUUGUAAUGCCCCAGCCACCUUUCAGCGCCUCAUGGGGGUGGUUUUAGGUGACCUAGCCUUUGAUGUUCUUCUAGUCUACCUGGAUGAUGUUAUUGUUUUCUCUAAAGACUUUGAAAGCCACUGUGAGAGGUUGGAACUUGUCUUUAACCGUUUGAGACAGCAUGGCCUAAAACUAAAGCCAAGCAAGUGCUUUCUCCUACGAGCUGAAGUUAAGUUUUUGGGGCACCGAAUUUCUGCCGAGGGAAUAAAAGUGGAUGACGAGAAGGUCAAAGCCCUGGAAAUGUGGCCAAAUCCCAAAAGUGUCAGGGAGGUUAGGCAAGUACUCGGAUUUAUGAGCUACUACCGAAAAUUCGUCCCAAGGUUCGCUCAGAUUGCUAAGCCUUUACAUGCAUUGGUAGGGGGAGGAAAGAAAAACAAACGCCCAGUAACUUUCUUCUGGAGUCAGGAAUGUCAGACGGCAUUAAAUGAGUUAAAAAAGUGCUUGAUGUCACCCCCCAUACUUGCGUACCCUGAUUUCACUAUGCCCUUUACACUUACCACGGAUGGAAGUCAUCAUGGAUUAGGAGCUGUACUGAGUCAAAAACAAGGAGGCAAUGAGCGUGUUGUGGCGUAUGCAAGUAGAGGUCUGAGGAGGUCCGAGAAGAAUGACAAGAAUUAUAGCUCAUUCAAGCUGGAACUGCUGGCGUUAAAAUGGGCGGUCACAGAAAAGUUCAGAGAGUAUCUCAUGUAUUCGAAAUUCACUGUCAUUACGGACCAUAACCCGCUGCGUUACCUUGACUCAGCUAACCUUGGAGCUGUUGAACAACGCUGGGCAGCACAGCUAGCGGAAUACAGUUUUGAAGUAAGCUAUAAACCUGGCCGCCUCAACACGAAUGCAGAUGCCCUAUUGAGAAUACCUUCCAGGGAGGUUCCGGAGAAAAAUGAUGAUGGGAAAGAUUUCAUACAGCUGAGAGCUGAUGAAGUGAGAGCAUGCUUGUGGCCGGCCAAGAAAGUUGACCAAGAGGAAUCGGUUAAAAAAGUGGCAGUUCAAACGGCGAUAAGAGGGGAAAUGAGUGGUUACAGCUGGAGUGAGAUUGGAAAACAGCAGAGAAAUGACCCUUUGAUUUUUCCCAUUCUUAAAGUAGUGACUGAGAAUAAAAGGCCAAGCAGAGUGGACCAGAAUGGUAUGGAACCAAGAAUGAAAAAACUUGCCAGGGAAUUCGACCGUCUUAAGCUGCAUCAGGGAGUACUGUUUAGACGCAUUCUGGACCCUAGAGAUGGAGAGGAGAUCUGGCAGAUAGUUGUGCCUGAACGUCUACAACGUGAAGUGUAUGAGAGUACACAUGAGCAUGGAGGCCAUUUCGGGGAGAGAAGUACCUUGAAUAAGAUGCGACGCAAUUACUACUGGCCUACUAUGUCUGCAGAUCUUUCAUGCUGGGUGAGGCAGUGUAAAAGGUGUACGCUAGCCAAGGAUGUCUUUCCCAGACUUAGAGCUGCUAUGACCUGUAGUAAUGUCUCAGCCCCAUUAGAGGUCCUUGCCAUGGAUUACACACAGCUUGAGCAAUCUGCUGGAGGGUAGGAAAAUGUACUGGUCCUGACCGACAUGUUUACCAGGUUCACAGUCGCUGUUCCUACUAAGAAUCAGACAGCCAGCACCACGGCGAAAGCCCUGCUUAAGCAUUGGUUUGUUAAUUACGGUUGCCCAGCUCGUCUACAUUCUGAUCAGGGCAGGUGUUUCGAAGCCAACGUAAUCAAAGAGCUUUGCAAACUUUAUGGUAUAGGGAAAAGUCGCACCAGCCCCUAUCAUCCGCAGGGAAACUCUCAAUGUGAGCGCUUCAAUCGUACCAUGCAUGAUCUAUUAAGAACCUUGCCACCCGAGAAGAAAAGAGAUUGGAAGACACACCUUCCAGAGCUGGUAAUGGCUUACAACAGCCACGUCCAUUCAUCCACUGGUUAUUCCCCAUUCUAUCUACUAUUCGGAAGGGACGCACGUUUACCGAUGGAUGUGCUUGGAGAGAAAGAUUUAGAAGACGAUGAGAUUGAUAACCUGGACGAUUGGGUGAAAAGUCACCAUACAAGAUUGAAGACCGCUGUGGAGAUUGCAAAUGCAGCAUCCCAAGAAGCUUCCAGAAGGAGAAAGAGGAUAUAUGACCGCAAGUCGUGCGGAGCUCUUGUGAGGGCUGGAGAUCGGGUGCUAUUGCGAAACCGUAAGCCUAGGGGUAGGAACAAGAUUCAAGACAAAUGGGAGAACACACCGUACAUAGUGAUAAAACAAAAUCACGCAGACAUACCUGUGUUUACCAUUAAACCAGAGAAAGGGGGUCUGACAAAAGUAGUGGACCGGGAUCAGCUCCGACAUUGUUCGUUCCCGACACCUCGUACACACCGACACAUAAUGAGAGAUCAGCCAGACUCAGAUACUGACAUGUCAGACAUUGUCUGUUUUCCAGAAACUUCACAAUGCCCUAUUCACCAUGCACACACCGGGGUGGAUCAAGAGGGGUUAGGGGAAGUAGAUCAACCUGAAGGUAAUGAGGGUCAGGAUAACAUAUCUGAUUUGGAUUUGAGAUUGCAAGAUAAUUCAGAUGAUGCAGAUAUUUCUGGUGAUGAGAUGGAGCUGCUGGAGAUGGAGUGGCAGGGUUUAGUGGGGGGGGAAUGUAACGUGUACAUGCAGCCAGUGAAAGAGGACAGCACACUCAUUUUUGAACCUGAUGUAAAACACCAGUGGCCAGAUGGGCUUGAAUUCACAGUCAGUCUAGUGAGGCUAAAAAAAGGAGCUCCAACCAAUAUCACAAUGGAGGUGUACAAUGACACGGAUCAUGAUGUAACCCUCAAGGGCCAGACCCCGAUCGGUACAUUACAGCUUGUCAAGAAUGUUUUCCCUGCUAGUAUGUUUGAGGUGCCAGCAAACCCUAACUCUGUUGGAGUAUGUCAUAUCCAGCCUGCAGAUAACGGUCUUGAUAACAGCAGUCCUAAUGAAUGGCUCCUGCCUGUCGAUGUCAGCCACCUGGAUAAACACCAGAGACAGGUAGUACAGCAAAUGUUAAGGGAAGAGUGCCAUUCAUUUUCUAAGUCAGAUAAUGACAUUGGGUGCAUCAGAAAUUUGCAAUUGAGCAUCUCCCUUAAAGAUGAUGAACCAGUUAAUCGUACUUACAUGUCUGUACCAAAGCCUCUGUAUCGUGAAAUGAAAGAAUAUUUACAUGACCUCAUAGCACAAGGCUGGGUUGAAAAAUCAAACUCAUCGUACUCUUCUCCAAUCGUGUGCGUAAGAAAGAAAGACGGCAGCCUCCGUUUAUGCAUCGAUUAUCGGGACCUAAACAGAAAGACUCACCCAGAUCGACAGCCAAUCCCGAGGGUGCAGGACAUUAUGGACAGCCUUGGUGGUAACUGUUUGUUUUCGUCAUUGGACCAGGGGAAGGCCUAUCACCAGGGGUUUAUGUCAAGGGAGAGUAAAGACCUAACGGCUUUCGUGACACCCUGGGGCCUAUAUGAAUGGGUGCGUAUCCCUUUUGGGCUGAUGAAUGGUCCCGCAGCCUUCCAGCGCUGUAUGGAAGAGUGCUUAGAAGGCUUGCGAGAUGAGAUCUGCAUCCCAUACCUUGACGACACCUUGGUGUUUAGUAAGACCUUUGAGAACCAUGUCCAAGAUGUCAGAAAAGUACUGCAACGGCUUAGGCAACAUGGCAUCAAACUUAAGCCAAGUAAGUGUGAGCUUUUCAAAUCUGAAGUCCGUUAUCUGGGUAGAAUAGUCUCAGCAGAGCGAAGUAAAGUCGAUCCUGCUGACAAAGAAGCUGUCCGAUCCCUGAAAGACAAGCAACCGAAGAAUGUUGGUGAGUUGAGGAGAAUACUUGGUCUACUUAGCUACUAUAGGCAGUACAUUAAAGAUUUCUCUCACAUUGCUAACCCUUUGUAUGACCUGUUAAAAAGUACUCCAGAAGAUAAUGCCCACCUGAAAGAAAGCCAGAAACGAUCAAAGACAAAAUGCAAGAAACUUGGUGUCCCAUCAAGUAAGCCCAUUACCUGGACUGAACUACAUCAGAGCACUCUUCAUAAACUAAUUGACUGUUUGCUCCAACCCCCUGUAUUAGCUUUCCCUGACUUUUCACAGCCUUAUAUACUGCAUACGGACGCAUCAGCUCAAGGCUUAGGUGCAGUAUUAUACCAGAAACAAAAUGAGAAACUUCGUGUGAUUGCCUAUGGAUCCCGUACUCUAUCAGCUGCUGAGAAAAACUACCACUUGCAAUCAGGCAAGCUUGAAUUUCUCGCUUUAAAGUGGUCAAUCACAGAAAAAUUUCGUGAUUACUUGUAUUAUGCUCCAACAUUCACUGUAUAUAGUGAUAACAACCCCCUUACAUAUGUCCUGUCAACCGCCAAAUUGAAUGCCACAGGUUGCAGGUGGGUUGCAGAAUUGGCAGAUUUCCACUUCACAAUCAGAUAUCGCCCAGGUCGUGAAAAUAUUGAUGCUGACACACUGUCCCGAUUACCCCUCGACAUAGGAACGAUGAUGAAAGAGUGUUCUGAGGAGUUGUCAUCUGAUAUAAUAGGUGCAACAAUCCAAGCUGUAGAAGCUCAAGAAGGUCCCAGCAUCCCAUGGUCAGUCUCAACCACCUGCUCAUCUAUUGAAGCCUGCCCAGUAGUUCCAACAAUAACUCCAUUGUCGGUGAAUGAGAUCAAAGAAGCUCAACUGAAUGAUGAGGAUAUUAGUCCUGUCUAUGAAUGCAAACUGUCUGGAACCAAGCCACCAGUGAAACAUCUGAAAACAUACAGCCUCAAAACAAAAUGCCUGUUUCGUGAAUGGAAAAAGCUUACCAUUAAUAAAGAUGGCAUCCUCUGCCGAAGCACUUCCACACGCACUCAGUUGGUCCUCCCCGAGAAAUUUAAAGGAACAGUCUUGCGGGAGCUUCAUGAUGAAAUGGGCCAUCAAGGUACAGAUCGCACUCUUUCACUCAUCCGUGAACGUUUCUUUUGGCCAUAUAUGCAGGCAGACAUUGAGCAUUAUGUCACAAAAACAUGCAGAUGCCUGAUGCAGAAAAAGCCCUUUCAUGAGACGAGAGCCCCCUUGACAAACAUUAUUACAACUCAGCCCUUUGAAUUGAUCUCAAAUGACUUUCUCCACUUAGACCGCUGCAAAGGAGGUUUUGAGUAUAUACUGGUGGUAGUAGAUCAUUUCACCCGAUUCGCCCAAGCAUACGCCACUACCUCUAAAUCAGGUAAAACAGCUGCAGAUCGGAUCUUUAACGACUUUGCCUUAAAAUUUGGCUUCCCUUCUCGCAUCCAUCAUGAUCAAGGUGGAGAGUUUGAGAAUCAAUUGUUUGAACAGCUCCAAAAAUACUGUGGUGUCAUAGGCUCCAGGACAACUCCAUAUCAUCCGCAAGGCAAUGGCCAAGCCGAACGUUUUAACAGGACGUUGUUACAAAUGCUAAGAACGCUCUCAGAAAGAGCAAAAAGAUCUUUGACAGGAAGAUCAGACCCAAAGGUACAUUUGAAAAAGCCUCAAACCAGCCAGGUGGAAUCUGAUGAUGAAAGUGAAGAUGAAGUCGAUUUCCAUUAUGUACCACCACAAGUACCUCAGCCAAACCAUGUUGUGGAACCUGAAAGCCUCGAACCACUACCUACUACAGAGUCUGAUGAGCAGCCAAGUGGGGUCCUGGAACAAGUUCCUGCUUCGAUGUCAUCUGUGGAGAGUGACCAAGAGGAUGAAGAGCCACCUGCAGGUACCGAGAGUGCAGAACAAGAGAUUGACUUACCUGUUGUCGAACAAGCUCCUUCUCCCAUGGCAUCCCCUGAAAGUGACCAAGAGGGUCAAAGAGAGGAAACGUACCAGCCACCUGGAAGGCAGAGAUACCCACCAAGAAUCUAUGUAGUGGGCCUCAUCUCAAACAACAAUGAGGUGGCCUACCUACAGGAGAUUAAGAACUUGGAGACAUGGUGCCAGACGAACAAUCUCCUUCUCGAUGCCAGCAAAAUGAAGGAGCUAAUAGUGGACUUCAGCCGAGACCAGGAGAGGAAAUACCAACCACUAACAAUCAAUGGGACCCUAGUGGAAAGAGUGAAGAGUUUCCGGUACCUUGGUGUUCACAUCUCGCAGGAUCUGUCAUGUUCCUGUCACAUCAGCACUCUGGGUGCUAAGAACUUUCUGAACUUGCACUUCCUGACGGGAAGCAUCACAGCCUGGUUUGGGAACAGCACCAAGCUCUCCAGAGAGUGGUGCGGUCAGAAGAACGUAUCAUCCACACUGAGCUCCCUGACCUGA